GUCAUGCAAGUCCAAAGGAUAGUGAGGAGUCCAAUGUAGAGACAUUGCUGGCAGCCUGUCUUGUCAUAGCCUACAUUUAUUCUGUUUCGGCGCUGCAGAAGCUUUUUGGAGCGCUAUUCUUUAUGAAUUACGCACAAACCAGGAGGCGUCUCUUUACAUUUAGUUGUAUCAUCUGUGUUGAGAGGACGAUGCCUUUGAGGACCGGACUUUUUCUCCUGAUGGUGCUGAACGCAUCUGCAUAUGAACUGGAUCAAAACGAGUCUUAUUCGCCCAGGAGAGCACGCUUUACUGCCAAUAGCCCUUCAGAUGUGGCACGCUGUCUCAACAGUGCCCUCCAAGUUGGCUGCGGAGCCUUCGCCUGCCUGGAAAACUCAACUUGUGACACAGAUGGCAUGCAUGACAUCUGCAAGUCCUUCCUAUACAGUGCUGCUAAAUUUGACACUCAGGGUAAAGCAUUUGUGAAGGAGAGCCUUAAGUGCAUUGCCAAUGGCAUCACCUCGAAGGCAUUCUCCACCAUCCGCCGCUGCUCCACCUUCCAAAGAAUGAUAACUGAAGUCCAAGAGGAGUGUUACAGCAAGCUGGAUAUCUGCACUGUUGCCCGAUCUAAUCCAGAUGCUAUUGGUGAAGUGGCACAGCUACCAAGUCACUUCCCCAAUAGGUUCUAUGGGAAGCUGCUACAGAGCCUGAUGGACUGUGAUGAGGACACGGUGGACCGCGUUAGGACCAGCAUGGUGUCGCGGCUGGGCCCAGAGAUGACCAUGCUUAUUCAGCUGCUGCAGAACAAGCCCUGCCCAUCCACUGCUGUGGCUGCAGCUGCCGCCAUCCCAACUGGAGUGGAGGGCCGUGGGAGUUGGCGCUGGUCCAUGGGUCCCCAUAUGUACAAGAUCCAGCCUAAUCUGCGAAACAGAGACUCUGCCAGUCAUUUUGGCAAAAAGCGCUCUGCCAGUGACAGCUCCUAACUUCCACUCAGAUUCAGACACUCCACACAAAAAUCAUGAAAGCUCCUCUAUUCCCUAGGGGUGACAAAAUCCAUUCCUCCACUAGACUGGAAGUUACAGAAACAUGCACCUCUAGGGAAUGCCGGAACGCCCAUAGAGUUGAUAUCAGAGUUUGAUUGUUGUUAUAUUGUAUAUCCUACACUUUAGGCUUGAGAGAACCCCCCUUCCAUCGACUCUUUUCAAAAUGUGUCCACUCGCAGUUAGUAUUGAACAUGUGGCUGUUGCAUCUGUGCAACAUGGUCCUGUUUGCUCCUCUUCACCUCCUCCAACAGAGAUGAAUCCUAAAGAAAUCAAAGAAAAACAAAAAACAGCCAUAGUGGUUCACGCCUCUAGAGCACAAGUCCGUACUUUAAAAAGACAAAACCACAAAUCCCAACAUUUUUUCAUUAAUAGAGAUUAGUUGUCGGAUCAGUAUUCGUUCAUUGAUAGGAAUGGAAAAUUAUUGAUAGACGUAUCUAAUAUUUCAGUGAUGAGACCAGUCAAAUUGUGAGCAUGAGAUGUGGAAAUGAGUUUCAUAUCUAUAUUCUGACACUAACAUAACACUUAAAUGUACUGUAUACUAAGUUAUCCGAGACAGCCAUACCUAGCCCUCUAAAAUAGAGCGCUCAAAGGAGGGAGGUCUGUAGAGGUUUUAUGAUAACCUUUGAGAGGUUACCUUAAACUGACCAAAAAACUUCAAACUGCCCUGAAUGCUAUUCAUGAAAUACCAAAAUAGUGUAUAGCUAUAGCACUUAUAAUUGUUUUUUUUCUUUUCUGAUGGCAGAUGUAGCCAUGGUCAUCAACUGAAAUGUGUUUCAAAUUAUCAUCCUGCACAUGAGGAUUGUCCAGGACAUGGCCAAGUCUAUCUAUCAGUAAAAAGUCCAUUUUGCAUACCUUGUAUCCAGACACUUGUAAUGCAUAAGACUGUGGAGCUCUACAGUAUAUGUGGGACCAUGUUUAGUGGAAUCUGUAUCCAUUUUCUUAACUGAGUGUGAAGCAGUGGUGUAUGUGCAGUAGCUGAUUAGCACGUUCACCGAUGAGACUGAGAGCAGCCAUCUUCUUGGACUGAUGAGCAUCAUUCUCUGAGGUGAAUAAUGUGACAUACACACUGGCUUCCAGUGUCAAGAUUGAGAGUGACUAUUUAAAAAAAACAAAGCCUUGUUGGAAUGAUAUUUAUUUUCCUACUAUAUUAUUUAAUGUUUUUUUUUUUUAUUUUAAUGCAUUAUUGUAGUUUUAAUUAGUUUACAGAUUUAAAUAGCAGUUCAGUCAUGGCUCCGAUUUGAACAUGAGCUCUAUGCCAAAAAAACAAAAAAAAAAAAAAAAAAAAAAAAAAAGUGAGCUGACACUCUGGUGACUGAAUGGGACCCAUGUCAUGACUCUGUGCUGGCCAUAGGGGAACAAGGUUGGUCAUUCAGGUCAGGGGAUCUACUUUAUGGGUGUUACAAGGGACCACAACUAAACAAGAUAGCUUAACUUUGACACAAUUUCUGUUUUGUUUUGUUUUUUUAAAGGUUGAGCUGCUAGAUGCGCUUGUUCCAUGCGGGGAGUUUGUGCACAUUUUCAAUGAUUGAGCAGGUAUAAUCACAGUAAAGCAAACACCAGCAUCAUGUACCUCCAUAGAGAAGAUUUUUGAUGGUUCUGCACUACUUUCAGGUGCUUCUCCAUGCAUGAGAUACAAUUGAUUUUCCUUAAGAGGGCUACAAGUAUAUACAUUCAAAUCACAGCUAGUGCAUUUUUUUCUGUAAUAAUUUAUUUUAUCUUAUUGUUUUUUAAUAUAUUGGUUCUAAUAUUAUACAGUAGGGAAAGAGCUAGGGAAGGUACAAGAGAAAGAAUGACAUGCCUCACAGGACUACAUGUUGCAAAAUCUUCUUUUUGAAUGAUGUCUUCCAGGAUGCCAGUGCUGCUACAUGGAAGGCCCUCAGAAGUAUAAAGAGCUUGAAAGUUACUCCCUAUGUCACAUAAUGAGGAAAGUGAAGGGAACAUUAAAGGACAGGUUCACAAUUUGUCUUAAAACAAUAUUCAGGUGCCUAAAUGAAUAGUUUUUCUUGCUGUAAUUAUUCCUCCUGUUCAUACAAGGCAUUAAUAUGACUCCUCCUAAUGCUUUUAAUAUGUGAUGGGGACCAAAUCCACAGUCCUCGUUUUGUGCAAAAAUGUAUUUAAAAGUUCAU
Molecule: messenger RNA, 3145 nt
Organism: Thunnus maccoyii (southern bluefin tuna)
Lineage: Eukaryota; Metazoa; Chordata; Actinopteri; Scombriformes; Scombridae
Gene: stc1
Product: stanniocalcin 1
Exons: 4
Coding region: 123-959 (278 amino acids)
Biological process (GO): intracellular calcium ion homeostasis
Cellular component (GO): extracellular region
Molecular function (GO): hormone activity
Source: RefSeq, a predicted model, not a curated record